GGGAGGGGAGAAGUAACUGCGGCGGCUGCGCCUCCCGGGGAACAGGCGUCUUCCCCGAAUCCUUCCCACCCCACCCCCCGCCUCCUCCCUCGUCUGCCCCCCUCUUCCCCUGCCGACUGGAGCGAGGGGCAGGGAUGAGCCUGUCCCUCCGGACCGUCCCCGGCUGCUCGGUAGCGUUUCCCGUGGAAAAGCCACUUUCCCCGCCCGCCGAGAUGGGCUCCAGUGUGGGCUGCAGAGGACGCGUCCGCGGACGGCGGCAGCGACAGCCGCAGCGCCGCGGUCUCCGCGAUUGAGCUGGUAUUUGGGCGGCUGGUGGCGGCGGGGACGGUUGGGGGGUGGGAGGAGGCAGAGGAGGCGGCGAAGGAGGAGGAGGGAGAACCCUGUGCAACGUUGGGACUUGGCAGCCCGCCUCCCCCUGCCCAAGUAUAUUUAAUUUGCCUCGGGAAUAGCUACUUGCAGAGGGGAACUCAGGAGGGAAGGCGCGCGCUUCUGGAGGGGCCACGCGGGAACCCCCGGCCGCUGCGUCCUCCCUGCGCUGGACUUCGGAGAGAGAUGCAUCUUCGCUGCUGCUCGGCUGUGGCGGCCGAGAGGAGACUUGGCUCUUGGAGGAUUGUGGUUGCGCUCACCCCGGACGCACUGCCUCCCCCUUGGGCUUGAAACGCCAGCAAACUCCGGCGGCCGCACUGUCUUCCUCGGAGCAGCCACUGCGUCCUCCUUCGGCAAGCCCUCCCUACCCAGCGCGGGUGGCGGUGUGGAUUUCGGAGCCAGGGUUUCUGCUGCCUCCAGCCCUGUUUGCAUGUGCGGGGCCGCAGUGAGCGACCUCCGCCCCCCACCCAGUUGUUUUUCGGCGUCUUCCUCUGCUUCGCGGCAGUGGCGGCGGCAGCAUGGCGAGCCCACCGGAUACCGAUGGCUUCUCGGACGUGCGCAAGGUUGGCUACCUGCGCAAACCCAAGAGCAUGCACAAGCGCUUCUUCGUGCUGCGAGCAGCUAGCGAGGCCGGGGGCCCUGCGCGCUUGGAGUACUACGAGAACGAGAAGAAGUGGCGGCACAAGUCGAGCGCCCCCAAACGCUCUAUCCCUUUGGAGAGCUGUUUCAACAUCAACAAGCGGGCUGACUCCAAGAACAAGCACCUGGUGGCUCUCUACACCCGAGAUGAGCACUUUGCCAUUGCGGCAGACAGCGAGGCUGAGCAAGACAGCUGGUACCAGGCUCUCCUGCAGCUGCACAACCGUGCCAAGGGCCACCACGACGGGGCCUCAGUCUCUGGUGCAGGAGGUGGUGGGGGCAGCUGCAGCGGCAGCUCAGGCCUUGGUGAGGCCGGGGAGGACUUGAGCUAUGGAGAUGCGCCCCCGGGACCUGCAUUCAAGGAGGUCUGGCAGGUGAUCCUGAAACCCAAGGGCUUGGGUCAGACAAAGAACCUGAUUGGCAUCUACCGUCUCUGCCUGACCAGCAAGACCAUCAGCUUCGUGAAGCUGAACUCAGAAGCAGCAGCCGUGGUGCUCCAACUGAUGAACAUCAGGCGCUGCGGCCACUCUGAGAACUUCUUCUUUAUUGAGGUGGGUCGUUCUGCAGUGACAGGGCCUGGGGAAUUCUGGAUGCAGGUGGAUGACUCGGUGGUUGCCCAGAACAUGCACGAGACUAUCUUGGAAGCCAUGCGGGCUAUGAGUGAUGAAUUUCGCCCUCGCAGCAAGAGCCAGUCUUCAUCCAACUGCUCCAACCCCAUCAGCGUCCCCCUGCGCAGGCACCAUCUCAACAACCCUCCGCCUAGCCAAGUGGGCCUGACCCGCCGAUCUCGUACAGAGAGCAUCACUGCCACCUCUCCAGCCAGCAUGGUGGGCGGGAAACCGGGUUCCUUCCGGGUGCGUGCCUCCAGCGACGGUGAAGGCACCAUGUCCCGGCCAGCUUCAGUGGAUGGCAGUCCUGUGAGUCCUAGUACCAAUAGGACCCAUGCCCACCGGCAUCGGGGCAGCUCCCGGCUACACCCCCCACUCAAUCACAGCCGCUCCAUCCCUAUGCCUUCCUCACGUUGCUCACCCUCAGCCACCAGCCCAGUGAGUCUGUCCUCCAGCAGCACCAGUGGCCAUGGCUCCACCUCGGACUGUCUCUUUCCAAGGCGCUCUAGUGCUUCUGUUUCUGGUUCUCCUAGUGAUGGCGGUUUCAUCUCUUCUGAUGAGUAUGGCUCUAGUCCCUGUGAUUUCCGAAGUUCUUUCCGCAGUGUCACCCCGGAUUCCUUGGGCCACACCCCACCAGCCCGUGGAGAGGAGGAGCUGAGCAACUACAUCUGCAUGGGUGGCAAGGGGGCCUCCACCCUGACGGCUCCCAAUGGUCACUACAUUUUGUCUCGGGGUGGCAAUGGCCACCGCUACAUCCCAGGAGCAGCAGGUUUGGGCACAAGCCCAGCCUUGACUGGGGAUGAAGCAGCCAGUGCUGCAGAUCUGGAUAAUCGGUUCCGAAAGAGGACUCACUCAGCAGGGACAUCCCCUACCAUUUCCCACCAGAAGACCCCUUCGCAGUCCUCAGUGGCUUCCAUUGAGGAAUACACAGAGAUGAUGCCUGCCUACCCACCAGGAGGUGGCAGUGGAGGCCGACUGCCCAGCUACCGGCACUCCGCCUUUGUGCCCACCCACUCCUACCCUGAGGAGGGUCUAGAGAUGCACCCUAUGGAGCAGCGUGGGGGCCACCACCGCCCAGACACCUCCAGCCUCCACACCGAUGAUGGCUACAUGCCCAUGUCUCCAGGGGUGGCCCCAGUGCCUGGCAACCGAAAGGGCAGUGGAGACUAUAUGCCCAUGAGUCCCAAGAGUGUGUCUGCCCCACAGCAGAUCAUCAAUCCCAUCAGACGCCAUCCCCAGAGAGUGGACCCCAAUGGCUACAUGAUGAUGUCUCCCAGUGGCAGCUGCUCCCCUGACAUUGGAGGUGGGUCGAGUAGCAGUAGCAGCAUUAGUGCUGCCCCUUCUGGAAGUAGCUAUGGGAAACCAUGGACAAAUGGAGUUGGAGGCCACCACUCUCAUGCUCUGCCUCACGCCAAGCCCCCUGUGGAGAGUGGUGGUGGCAAGCUCUUGCCUUGUACAAGUGACUACAUGAACAUGUCACCAGUUGGGGACUCCAACACCAGCAGCCCCUCUGACUGCUAUUAUGGCCCUGAGGACCCUCAGCACAAGCCAGUCCUCUCCUAUUACUCUUUGCCAAGGUCUUUUAAGCACACCCAACGCCCCGGAGAGCCGGAGGAAGGUGCCCGGCAUCAGCAUCUCCGCCUCUCCUCCAGCUCUGGUCGUCUUCUCUACUCUGCAGCAGCAGAAGAUUCUUCCUCUUCCACCAGCAGCGACAGCCUGGGUGGGGGUUACUGUGGGGCAAGGCCGGAGCCUGGGCUCCCUCACCCCCAUCAUCACAUCCUGCAGCCCCGUCUGCCUCGAAAGGUGGACACGGCUGCACAGACCAACAGCCGCCUGGCCCGGCCUACACGGCUAUCCCUGGGGGAUCCCAAAGCCAGCACCUUACCUCGGGCUCGGGAGCAGCAACAACAGCCGCCCCCAAUGCUCCCUCCAGAACCCAAGAGCCCAGGGGAAUAUGUGAAUAUUGAGUUUGGGAGUGAUCAGCCUGGCUAUUUAUCUGGUCCCAUGGCUUCCCGCAGUUCCCCUUCUGUCCGGUGUCCCUCACAGCUCCAGCCGGCUCCCAGAGAGGAAGAGACUGGCACCGAGGAGUACAUGAACAUGGACCUGGGACCUGGCCGGAGAGGGGUCUGGCAGGAAGGUGGUGGGUCUGAGAUAGGCAGAGUGGGCCCUGCACCUCCAGGGGCCACUAGUGUUUGUAGGCCCACGCGGGCAGUGCCCAGCAGCCACAGCAGCCAGGGCGACUACAUGACCAUGCAGAUGGGUUGUCCUCGUCAGAGCUAUGUGGACACUUCACCGGUUGCCCCCGUCAGCUAUGCUGACAUUCGGACAGGCAUUGCAGAGGAGGUGAGCCUGCCCAGGGCCACAGUGGCCGUUCUCUCUUCAUCUGCAGCAGCCCCUGCUUCCCCCACGGCCCCCCAGGGAACAGCUGAGCUGGCUGCCCACUCUACCCUGCUGGGGGAUCCACAGGGACCUGGGGGCAUGAGCGCCUUCACCAGGGUGAACCUCAGUCCCAACCGCAACCAGAGUGCCAAAGUGAUCCGCGCAGACCCACAAGGGUGUCGGAGGCGGCACAGCUCGGAAACCUUUUCCUCAACACCUACUGCUACCCGGGCGGGCAACACUGUGCCCUUUGGCGGGGGAGCUGCAGUAGGAGGCAGUGGUGGCAGCGGCAGCAGCAGUGAGGAUGUGAAACGCCACAGUUCUGCUUCAUUUGAGAAUGUGUGGCUAAGACCUGGGGAGCUAGGGGGAGCCCCCAAGGACACUGCCCAAGUGUGUGGCGCGGCUGGGGGUUUGGAAAAUGGUCUUAACUACAUAGACCUGGAUUUGGUCAAAAACUUGAAACAGCGCCCUCAGGAGCGCCCCCCUCAACUGCAGCCUGCCCUGCCCCCAGCCCCCCAUAAGCCCCUGGGCAGCAGUGAGAGCAGCUCAACCAGCCGCUCCAGUGAGGAUGUAAGCGCCUAUGCCAGCAUCAGUUUCCAGAAGCAGCCAGAGGACCGCCAGUAGUGCAACUGGACAUCACAGCAGAAUGAAGACCUAAAUGACCUCAGCAAAUCCUUCUUUCACUCAUGGGUACCCAAACUAUUUCAUGACUCACAACCAGGACCUCACAUCUUCCUCCUCAGUAGAUGGUACGAUGCAUCCAUUUCAGUUUGUUUACUUCCUAAUACAAUCCUCAGGAGUUCGUUGACUGAACUGCACGCUCUAUAUUGUGCCAAGCAAAAAAGAAGAAAAAAAAUUUUAAAAAAGCACUGUGACACCAAAAGGAUGAGUCCGUUUGAACUUCAUCAUGAACCUUAAGGACCUAGCUGGCCACAGUGAGCUGAUGUGCCCACCGUCAUGCCCCGGGAGAGGGGUCUCCUCUCGUUGCAUUUACAAGAUAUGUUUCAUCUGCUGCUGAAACUGUGUUUGACAAAGCAUCCUUGUAAAUUAUUUCAUAGAAUCCUGUUCACGUUGGGUGGAGAGAGUAUGAAAUAUUUAACGUAGGUUUUGAUUUAUAUGUGUAAUUUUUUAAAUGAAAAUGUAACAUUUCUUACAGCACAUCUUGUGUUUUUUUUCGUUCUUUCUUUUUUUCUUUCUUUUUUUUUUUUUGGAUGUGGAACUGAGGUAUACAAUGUUCUGUUGUAAAGAGUGGAACAGAUGCUUAAAACAAGGCUAGAAAGAGUAGAGUAGGGUAUGAUCCUCAUGUUAAGAUUGUAAUUCAGAAAAAUAAUAUAAUAAGAAUCAUAGUGCCAUAGAUGAUUCUCAAUUGUACAGUUAUAUUUGCUGAUCCUAUCUCUUGUAAUAUAAACUUGAUGUUGAGCUGAGUUCCUUACAAGAAUUAAUCUUAAUUUUGUAUUUUUUCCUGUAAGCCAGUAGGCCAUGUUAAUUAAAUUGAAGAAGGAUAUAUUCUACUGGGAUAUUUUCAAGUGUCAGCUGAAAAUUGGCUAUUGAAUGGAAGAAAAGGAAAUCAAAGUCUUCCAUUGUAUAUAUUGUAAAGACAAGGCGACCUGGGUGAUCCCGCCAAAUCAAAAGCUCUCUGGAAUGAACAAUGUGGGUGUUUGUAAAUUCUGGAAAUGUCUUUCUAUUCAUAAUAAACCAGAUAUGUCGAGCUUUUCUUCUCUCCCCUCCCCUCCCCAACUUCUGUAAACUUCCCACCAUUUUUUUUUUCUGUGCACACGUUAUGAUAUUUCAUUUCCUGCAUAUUGUGAGAAGGAUUUUAAGAUAAGUGAGUUCUUGCUAAACAGAUAUGAAAAUCCCAGAAAAAAAAAGUUUUAAAAAAUAAUCACGAUCAAGGGUAUAUGUUAGCAUCUUUAAGACCCUUGUCUCAUGUUUUCUGAGAACUUCAGCGUUAUAUUUUGUAACUGAAUGUCACUGGCCCAUUUGCCCUCGUGGGUGCUGGCCUAUUAUUGAUCAGUUAAUAAAACACUGCACAGUGAACACAUAAAAUCAUGAUGACCUGCUAUUGAAGCAUCAGACUAGCAGUAAAAAUGUUAACCCUUGUUUGGAAAGUAUACAGAGUGUGGAAUUUUUCCUUAUAAAACAGAAAUGGCAGUGAACACACUUAAAGAUAUUGCCUACAGAAUUUUAAAUCCUUUUUCUGGGAAGCCUCCUAAAGGUUAAUGGAUUAAUGCAAAUAUGAGACUCCCCCUGAAUUGGUGAACCUCUAUCUCAGCCAUUGCCAGCCCUGCUGUUGAGAGGAGCAACAUUUUAAUACCUGGGAAAGGUUGAGCCCCAAGUGGGGCUACAAGGAAGGGGCCGGUAUUAGAGGGCAUUGCAGUGGCUGCUGCCCUGAUUUGCUAGUUGGGGAGCCCUGCUGUACUCGAAAGGAAGUGGGGAUAAAUGGAACCUCCAUGCCCUAAGACCUGUGUUACUGCUUAUUCAACCAGAAAGCAUGUACCUCACGGACUGUUGUACAAUGUUCAUUGUUGCGGAUUUUAAUCAUUUGCAUGCUCAUCAACUUCUAAAAUAGGUCUGUAGUCCUAUGAAUCUAUUGUUUUCUAGGAACUUGCUGAAUUACAUCAUUUCCUAUAGUACAAAACACCAUCAGUUUUGAACAUCUGAUACAGAUGGUGGGGUUUUUUUUGUUUUGUUUUUUAUUUUUUGCUUCUUUGUUAAAAAAAAAAAAGCCCUUCUUAGCCAAACUAAUUUUUCAAUUUUUUUAAGUAUUCUGAUUCACACUGUUGCUAGUGUAAGAAUGCAAUCUGUGCUGCUUUUUUCCAUUGAGGACUUAAGUAAAGGGAAAAGGUCCCACGCAUUUUCUUGUAAAGCUGGUUAUUAUUUCUCAAGGAACCUAGACUUUGAAUAUGUAUUGCCAAGAUACCUCUGCAUGCAGGAUUCUCAACACAUUUUGGUGAAAACAAAAAUGAAUAGACUGGAAAACCCGUCUUUUGGUUUCUAUACCUAACUUUUUGUUGAGUGAAAUAAUCAUAAAGGUAGAUCUUAUUUAAGCUGCUUCUAGAUGUACCUGAGCUGGGGUUGAUGGCGAUAUCAGACUUUACUGAUUUAAAACUGGAAGUUGCUGGUACUCAAGCCCAAAACCCAUGCUCUGGCUACUCUCAACAGUUUACUAUGAACACAUCAGCUGCUAAGUCCAUGUGUUUGGUUCCUAUUGCAGAGAGUUGGCUUUUAUCUAUUUCAAAGUAUUUGUAGACCAGCCAACAGCAUACAUUAUGGGGCUUCUAGUGACCUCUGGUCAAUCUAGAAGUUAGUGGCUUUUUCUUCAAGAGAUCAUCCUUUCACAGAAUUCUUUCUUAGAGACUAAGGCAGAGUUUAAAAAUUCUCCUUUAUGAAAGAAUGAAUGUUUCAUGGCUUUGAUGAUAUCUUCAUUCUGGGCAAAAACAUGACCCAAGAACCAGCUGGGAGCAAGGAGAAUCCAUUAAUGAUCGACCACCUGAGUCAAUAAUGACAAAUCAGUACUGAUGCUAUGUUUGUGGCUAUUUCUUGCUAGCUUUCAAAGGUCAGGGACUCUCUUGACUAAUCUAAUGACUAGCAAAUAAAAUAAAAUCCACUCAGAAUCAAUCUAGCCAAAAGUAGAGUUUCUUUUUAAACAUUUCUUUGCCUUUUGUCUUCUAGCAGUCUUUUAAAUGUGACACGAAGUACUAUAAAACAGUUUUGCUAUACUGUAAGACAGUCUUCUGCAGUACUGAAGCCCUGUUUUAUUCAUUCUUGCAUCCUGAAUGCAAUAUACCAUGUGAUUGGAAAGUUCCAUUUUAUUUACUACAGGUGUUGUAAAGGUGGAGAGAAGAGACUAAUGUCCCGCUGACAGUAAGAGCCAUGAAAUGUAGGAAGGCUAUGAAAUGCUGUGACACUGGUGACCGUGAGUGUGUGUCCAGUCUCACGCUGCUCUGACAGAGCUCUGUAGGUCAGUCCAUCACACAGGGAGGCCCUGAAACCAGAGAUAGAGAAAGCGAGAACUUGACUGAGGUAGAGGAAAGGACCCACUUGGAAGCCAUGCAAAGAAGAAUGGGUGGAAAACAAGCACACACUCAGUGAUUUCUUUGCAGCAAGUGAUCGGAGUUAGUGUUCCCAGGACAGGGCGAAUGUUAGAGCUGAUGCACUGUACUGUAUGGGCUAUGAGAAGUUCAAAGGGAGAGCCAUGCUCUUUAGAGGGCGUGUGGAAGUCUGACCUUGCCUGUACUGAAACAAAGGCCUCCACCAGAGCUGUGUGCUUGAUACAGAAAGCAAAGUCAGUAUACCAUUCAGGGUUUAAUGCUGGUGCCUUUAGCCAUUUCUAAAGCCAAGAUGAGAUUUUCGAGGUCCUUUCAUACAUAGCUCUAUAAAUCUGUCUUCUAAGGGUCACUGCAGGAUGUGUGGGUCAAAGAGUAUGUUGGGCGUCUCACUGCUUAUAACCAGAGUAUCAGACUAGAUGCUGGGGAGAGGUUGAAUUUGGGAGUGUUUGGCUGUACUCUUAAAAGAUUUGUUAUUCAUAAGCAGCACAUAAUUAGCUAAUAAGAUUAGAAAAUGUAUGACUUAGAUGGAGCACUGUCUUCCUUUCCUAGCUUGCCAUGGGCAUUUGUGCUGUACAUGCCAAGAGAUCCGGUGUGUCAGCCUUUCACCGUUCGCCUGGCAUUGAAACCUCUCAUUGCUUCUGCUGUUCUUUCCCCCAGUGUUAACCAAAAUGCCAUAUAACAGGAUGAAUUCGCUACGCAGGAAAACGUCCGUAUUUGUGUAGACACCAUUAGUGCCCUUCUUUCCUUUUAGAAGUUUGCCAUUGGCCUAAGAAUGUAGUUCCCAGAACAAUUUUUUUUUUUUCUUGCAAACCACUUUCCUUACACAUCUUGGCUACGGGAUAGGCCAAAUGAACUACAUACAUAUUUUCAUUUUCUAUGUGUGCAGUUUGGUUUAUCAUCUGAAGAUGGUGGUGCUGCUCAUGGUGCUACUUCAUCUGUGUACAAGAGACCAACGCAUGGUCUGUAUUGCUACCAAAACAUUUUCUGUAUAUAUGUGUAUAACAUACGUACUGUGUAUAUAUGUAAUGGGUACGAGGCCAGGUUUAUAUUUUUUAUUUAGAAGUGUUUCACUUUUCCAGGUUUUCUUUAUAGUGUUGUGCUUAUUUUCCUUUUCUCCCUCCUCCCCCCGAUUCUGUCUGGUACUUAGAACUGUAGUGUCUUCAUCGUUAAUUAAAGAAAACUGUCUAAAUGAG
Molecule: messenger RNA, 9234 nt
Organism: Cavia porcellus (domestic guinea pig)
Lineage: Eukaryota; Metazoa; Chordata; Mammalia; Rodentia; Caviidae
Gene: Irs1
Product: insulin receptor substrate 1
Exons: 2
Coding region: 885-4616 (1243 amino acids)
Biological process (GO): insulin receptor signaling pathway
Cellular component (GO): plasma membrane; cytosol
Molecular function (GO): insulin receptor binding; phosphatidylinositol 3-kinase binding
Source: RefSeq, a predicted model, not a curated record